Lathyrus sativus (Indian pea) is the source of this 945-nucleotide messenger RNA. The record is from the annotation of a GenBank genome assembly. Lineage: Eukaryota; Viridiplantae; Streptophyta; Magnoliopsida; Fabales; Fabaceae.
AUGGACGCUCUCAACUUCUUCAAGUUCUGGAGAAACAACACUACAACAACAACCGCCUCAAACAUCACUGUUCCUCAUCUUGCUGUCGAAACCGACACUGAAUCAGACGAAAACGAUUCCUUCUUUGAUCUAGAACUCACCCUCAACGAAACCAACUACGACCAACCUCUCAAAACAACAAACAUUACUACCCACGAAACUGGAGUUAAUGUUCCACAUAAAACAGCGGUUCCUCUGUCUCCAAAGGAACCCAUUUCGAAGCGAAAAGUGCUUCCAAUUGAACCUACUACGAAGCCUCAAUCACCCAUUUCGCUUCUAAGAUCAGCACCGAGUUUCAGAAUCUUCACGUUCAGAAAACAGAGAAGAAUCCCUUCUGAAAAAACAGAACAUGAACAGACUCAGACUCGGAAGAAAGAAACUAAAGUCUUCGCUGUGAAAGUUAACAUGGAGGAUUUUCAUUGUACUCCAACGCUUAGCAGAGACAACAGCACGAGAAGCUUCGCAAGCAAAGCUCGGAAUCAGGGAACAGAGGAAGCUAAAACAGAACGCGUUUCGAAAGAGAUUUUGCUUAAGUAUUUGAAGUUGAUUAAGCCUUUGUAUGUUAAGGUUUCGAAGAGGUACAGUGAGAAGGUGAAGUCCCCCGGCGAAAGGAUGACUGUGAUGAGUUCGCCGUCUUCGUCACCGGCGGUUCAGAAACAAGGGAGUUUCCCGGCGGGGAUGAAGGUGGUUUCUAAGCAUUUUGGUAAGAGUAGGUCGUCGGGUACGGUUGUCGGAGGUGGUUCUCCGGCGAAGAGGAGUGAUGAUACGCUGCUGCAACAACACGAUGGAAUCCAAAGUGCUAUUCUUCACUGCAAGAAAUCGUUUAACUCCAGAGAUUGUUCAAUGGGUGUUUCUGAGGAUAAAUCAAUGUGUUCAACGAGAAGUUCUUUUGAAGACGAAGUGUGA